Messenger RNA from Cetraspora pellucida, 171 nucleotides. NCBI's taxonomy places the organism in Eukaryota, Fungi, Glomeromycota, Glomeromycetes, Diversisporales, Gigasporaceae. The record is from the annotation of a GenBank genome assembly.
AUGGAUUUUCAAAUGUACAAUGAUGCUGAAAAGCAACAAAUUCAGAGAAUAAUUGAACAAAAACAGAUGCGAGACUUUUUAAAAUUUUACACCAAUUUGGUUGAACGAUGUUUUAAUGAUUGCAUUAAUGACUUUACUUCAAAAGCUUUAACUUCAAAAGAGGUAAGGUAA